Messenger RNA from Dreissena polymorpha, 1779 nucleotides. RefSeq names its product unconventional prefoldin RPB5 interactor-like. The record is from RefSeq and is a predicted model, not a curated record. Gene Ontology annotation, biological process: negative regulation of phosphatase activity; negative regulation of transcription by RNA polymerase II. The transcript has 10 exons. Bases 58 to 1515 code for a protein of 485 amino acids. Lineage: Eukaryota; Metazoa; Mollusca; Bivalvia; Myida; Dreissenidae. Gene Ontology annotation, molecular function: phosphatase inhibitor activity; transcription corepressor activity; chromatin binding.
UUCUCCGAACAAAUUAAGAAUGUAAGCGGCCUCUUAUGAAAUCACAUUUUCUGUUCAAUGUUUUCACAAAUGGCAUCAAAUCAGUAUCAAGAACAAUUAAAUCGAUUACAGGUUGAACAAAACAAUGCCAUAAGUAAUACAAAAUUACAAAUUGAUAAAUGGGUUUCCUUCAAGACUGAUUACAGUGCAUUGAGAGAAAGGCUAAGAACACUUCCUGACAAUCUUUCCCAUGAUGUUAUGGUUCCCAUUGGAAAGAUGGCGUUCAUGCCAGGUCAGUUAGUUCAUACAAAUGAGAUCUUGGUGCUGCUAGGUGAUAACUGGUUUGUGGAAAGGUCAGCAAAGCAGGCUGCAGACAUUGUGACCAGAAGAAUAGAAAGUAUUGACAAGCAGCUUGAGGAUCUGAACAAACAAUUGGGCCUUUUACAACCAAGACUAGAUUUCACAACUGAGUUGGAGGGAAUGAGUAGAGAUAGAGAAGUGCAGGAUAUUAGAGAAGAGUAUGAUGAAGAAAAGGAAAAGACCUGGAAAGUCCAACACAAGAAAAAUGUUCAGGCCUACAGACAUAAAUUGAAGGCAGAGGCAGAGCAAAGUAACACCCCUGUGACUACCAAAGAUAACACUGAUGCAGAUUUAUGGCAAAGACUUGAUCAGUUAGAAGAGAUCGAGUCCAGAAGACAUGAGCUUGCAAAAAUUGGAACAAAUGCAGAGUCCAAGUUAGAAUCGCAGCAAUUGCCCGACUGGGUCCCCUCAUCAUCAACGCAUAAUGAAGAACAGCCACUGGCUUAUCAGCGGCGGGAGGACGGAUCCUGGGAAAGUCUUCAACAACAAAAUCAGAUUGUACCGGUACCGGCAAAUCAGCAGGAGACUACAGAAGAUCAGGAAGACAGUGAAUCAGAUGUGCUAGAUUCUGACGAUGAUGAAUUAGAUGAUGAAGACGAGAUUGAAGUGGAGGAAUACAGUGAAAGUGAUGAUGAGGAUGAUGAGGCUGAUGUAUGCAGAGGAAAAGGACAGAUUAUACAGUUUUCACACACACUUAUCCAACCGCAGCCUUCACAGGAAGGCAAUUCGGAAGACCAGCUCACUCCAGGCAAUAUCUACCGGCGGAUGUACCGGCCCAAGUCAAUACUUAAGAAAUCACCACCGCAGAAACGGCUCACAAAAAAGAAAUCAACCAAUCACAGCAGAGUAUCAUUUGAUACUGAAUCAGAUGAGGACAGAGUUCACAAAAAUUUGGCAACAUCAGACAUGCAGUUAAAAAAUCGUCCAGCUUUCACCAGUGCAGUGCUAGAGCGACAGACGACUGAACAAUUUAAACUCCCCUCUGGAGCAGCCGAACAUGGUACCACCAACACCCAUUCCUCUGAAUCAACUGUGACCCAGUUUUUAAAUGAAAAUUCAGACUCCGUUAAGUCAGUGACUGAUCAGUUUGCAAGUGUCAGCGUUUCUGUUCCAUCAUCACAAGCAAAUACAAAACCAGUGUCAAGAUUCAAAGCUCAGAGAUUAAAUAAAUCUUGAAUCUGUGAACAUAAACUUCUUAUUUCCUACUUAUUUCAUUAACAUACAAAUUGAUAGUCCUGGUAUUGUACUCUGAUAAAAACUGUUAUGUAGCUGAACUUCAUCUCGAAUUCAAUAAUACAAAUAUUAGUAUGAAAAAGUGUGAACAAAUUCAGCAACAUUCUUCCCUGCUGUGCAUAUUAAACUCAAAUUUUCUGGCAUGUAAUUGUACUGUUAGUUGUAAAGUAGUAUACUUCCUCAUCAAAACUAUUCACACAUUUUUCA